GGGUCUCCGGGAGCGAGCGAGGCGCGCGGCCGCUGCCGGCUUCAGCUGUUCUGAACUUUCUUGACUUAGUCAGCUAGUACCAUGGCGCCCAGUGAGGAAGAUGGCGUGGUGGAAGAGAAGGAAAGCAAGAAGAAGCUGGCGAGUCCGCUGGCCACUGCCUGGCUCACAUUCUAUAAUAUUGCCAUGACCGCUGGGUGGCUGGUACUAGCUGUGGCCAUGAUCCGGUAUUCUUACCAAAAAAGAACACACAAGGGAUUGUACAGGAAUAUACAAAAAUCACUCAAGUUCUUCCAGACAUUUGCAUUGCUAGAGAUUGUGCACUGUGGAAUAGGUAUAGUGCGUACUUCGGUGCUUGUUACUGGGGUCCAAGUCCUGUCCAGAAUUUUCAUGGUGUGGUUUGUUGUUCACAGCAUAAGACCGAUACAGAAUGAAGAGAGUGUCGUUCUUUUCCUGGUCACUUGGGCAUUGACAGAGAUUACCCGAUAUUCUUAUUACACAUUCAAUCUGCUCAACCAUUUGCCUUACUUCAUUAAAUGGGCCAGAUACAACCUCUUUAUCAUCUUAUAUCCGAUUGGUGUUGUUGGUGAACUCCUUACAAUUUAUACUGCCUUGCCUUUUGUGAAGAAAUCUGGCAUAUAUUCUCUGAGACUUCCAAACAAGUACAAUGUCUCCUUCGACUACUAUAUUUGUCUUAUCCUCAUAAUGAUUUCGUAUAUACCACUUUUUCCACAACUAUAUUUCCAUAUGCUUCGCCAAAGGAGGAAGGUGCUUCAUGGAGAGGUGAUCAAAGGAAAAGAGGAUUAAACCAGUCAUGAAACAACGGUGCUUUUCUCAGGAUCAUAUAUUGUUUAUAUCACAUUUACACUGAUGUAAACUUACAUUCAGUCUGAAUUAACUUGAUCUAAACCAACAACAUGUAAUAAAUGUAUGAAUUUACUGAAUUUCAGUUAAUGUAAACCAAUUGAUCUGAAUUACUAUUCCAGAUUGAUUCGAAACUUGUCUGGAUGUGGGUUAAAAUUAAACAGCUUGAAAUAGAUAUGAAUUUGAAUUCAAUGUGAAGAAUUAUUUUUAUGCCAUAAUAUCCAUGUUAUUUGUACCAAGUUUGCCCACUCCGAGAUAGAAUUUAUUCUUGAUUCAUAUACUGUACCUCGACCAACUAACAAUACAAAACUAAAUCAAUUUGAUCCAAAUGGAUUCUAAAGUUGAUGUGUAAAAGGGAUGAAAGCCAAACAAUAAAAAUCCCAGCGUUUGAAGGAUUCCGAGUUGCUAAAACUUGGAACAGAAAUAAACAGCGAGACAAAAUAUAUAUAAUGAAGUUAUGUAUGAAAUAUUUGAAACUGUCUACCCCUAUUUUGGUAAUUAUAAAUUAUAUUAAUCAGUCGCUAAGUUUUGAAGUUCACUGGAGGCUAACUGAACAAUUAUGCAUUUCUUCUGCAAGGGUAACUAUUUGCCUUCUUCACAGUGGAUAUUAAACAUUCGGUUUUAAUAGUAAAUUUGUAGCAUCAUUCCGGUGUGCAGUUGAAAGCUCCCUUUAUACUGCAGUCUGAGGGGAGGAAGACCAUCUUCAUGCAUACAGGGAGAAUGCUUUCAUAGCUACUUUACGGAUAGUCGUUAAAUAUGGAAACAAUUUUGUCAACUUUAGUAGAUGCAAACUUCUAAAGGGUUUCUGCAAAACAAAAGGCAGCUCCAAUGCCAUAGAAAUUUCCAUUUUGUAUUUCAAGCUAUUUUCUACAGGAACUGUAUCUAUAUCGAAACAAGUGUACACGCUUACAACUAUUUACCACCUUGCCGAAUUAAAUAAUGACAAAUCUUGUGCAGGCCUUCAACAGAAAAUAGCUUUGUGAGGUGUGGAUUUGAGCAACCAAGCCCACCAACUGCCAAAACCUUGGCCAUCUCAUUGGACUUGUGUUUUGAUGUGCGAGGCACUGCUGCUGUAAAGGUGACCCUGGUGUAUAUUGUCUGAUUGUCUUUAAAUUUGGGCUGCUAAUGUUCACAAAGUACAUUGAGAAAGAUUCCAUGAUGAAUUUUAUCCUUCUUGUGAUUAAUCCUGGUUUUGGACCAGAGUCUGGGAAUGUAUUGUUUAAAUUGGAAAUUUUGUUCUCAAUUUAUAACUUAAAUUUUACGAUGUAAAUAUGAAUUUUCUGCAAACACACAUCAGACUAGUUACCUAAUUUAUUUCUUGAACUGACUUUUUCUGUAACUUGGAAUUUUAUAAAGGGACAAAGUGCUUCAGUUUUUUCAAUAUAUUAAAUAUACUGAGGUGAAUAUUAAACACUUGAGUUUACUCUAUCAAAAUACAGCCUGUCUCUCCCAUCUUGUGGUUAUUUUGGAAAUAAUUCUAAGUUUAAAUCCAACAUUAAAAGUUAGAUGCAAAUAAACGUUAAUCAGCCCAUCUAGCUCAUCCGUUACAUUGUAAAAGAAUUGUGGAGUCUUCUUGCUUUUUAUAUUAAAACAUAUUUUGUGAUGGCUGUACAUAAGCAAGUUUAUAAUAAUCCUUCUGCUAUUUCAUGCCUCACUGAGAAAUUCCAUCUUUUGAAGUGGAAAGCUAAUACCAAAAGGGCAGCAAGGUACAAACUGAAAACGAUCACUAUUUACAGUGAAAUAUUAAAAAUAAAUUGAGUGAACCUAUUUUGAACUGUGUAUUAAUAUAUAUACAGUUUAUUUUAUGUGAACAGCUUAUGUCCUUCGCAAGGCUAAAGCUUACAUUUUGAAGUAUAAUGCAGUUAAUGUACAGCUAAUCAAAUCCAUCACUCUACAGUUGCCACAGAAAUGUAGAAGGGACAGGGGGAUUUCCAAAUCAGAAUUCCAUGAAAUCAAAUUCAUUUGGUGGAAUUCUGAUUUUGUUGAAGAUGUGAUUUCCAGCUGACAUGAAUGGUCAGUCCAUAUGCAAUCUUCAUGGCUUACAUGUGCAAUUUAUUUUUUAGAUUGGUCUGGAAAGGCCAGUAAAUUGAAAAUGACAAGCCUAGGGCAUUUCAGUGCCAGAUCUUACGAAUAUGUCUUUGACCUGAAACAUUGACUCUGUUUCUCUUCUCAUGAAUGCAUCUGACCUGCUGAGUAUUUCCAGCAUUUUCUGUUAUUUGUCUGAGAUUUCCAGCAUUCACAGCUUUAUGAUUUUCAAGCAUUGGGCAUUGUUGGUGAGAUGUAUGUGGCUGCCAUUUGGAAAUUGUUUUUGUUAGGUUGUUUUGAAACUGUAGUUCGUUGGUAGAUGUUAAGAUGAAUUGUAACUUAGUUUGGAGAGCUAGUGUUUUGCCCAGCAAACACCCGAAGGCAGCUGCGAUUAUUGCUGAUCUAUUUUCUCGGGACACAGAGAACCUACUGAGGAUAAUGUUGAAUAUCCUUAGCCUACCAUUAGCUUCUGACUAAUCAUGUUUAGGAGGCCGUGUAAAUGAGGAGCCCAAGGUAAGAAAGGCAUUUGCAACUUUCCCUCUGAGGCUAGGAAUUGUUUCUUGCUUCUUAGAGAAAAGUUCCUGAUUUUAUCAAAAGGGUUUCUCCUGUCAUAAGACUAACUAACUUGACAUUUGUCAAGUGGAAAGAGUUGCAGCAGCCUUCAUUCAAAUUCUAGUGGAAUACUAUCAAAGCAUCAUGAUUUAGCUGAAUUUAAGGUUCUUGCCCUUGUGACUCUGCAAUUUGUCAUUGCAAACAGUCAACAAUGAUGGCUAAUAUGAAUUUUUAACUGGUCACCUGAAUGGGCAAGAUUUAAAUUGACCCCAUUGCCUCAACUCAAAUUGAAUCUCUGUUGAUCAACAUAUGAAGAACAAUUAGACUAUUCCCAAUGCAUUUGAUUCAUUCUCUUCUACAUUUUAUUUUCUACGAGGCUCUUGUAUGGAAUUUCUGUGAAUGGUUACAUCUGUUUUCUUUUACCACUCUUAAUGUACAUUUUGAAAACUCCCUUUGAAAAGAGUUUGUAAAAUCAUUAAGUAUUCAGAAUGGGGCCUAAAGCAUAACAUUUUCAGAAGUGUUUACAUUUUAUUUGUACCAAUAGGUUUAUUUCUCAUUUGCAAAUGGGUGCUAAUUAAAUAACUGACUAUAAUAAACUUUAUAUUUAUGAUUGAUGCAGCUAAACCUGAGGUUACUUCCUCACAAUGUGCAAUAUGUUGAAUAGUAUUAAUAUUUAUCUAACUGAACACUUAAAAAAUAGAGAUUUAAAUGACAAAAGAUAAUUUAAGAUUGUUUUGUGUAUAAUCUUUUAUGUAGCUGUGUAGGCCAGACAUUAUUAUGACUGAAACACUUGUACCCCUCCUAAGUGCAUGCAUUUAUUUAAUGAUUAGUAGAACAAUAUAUUGAAUGUAUAUUUUGCAUUGUUUAAUUUAAUCAAAAUAUUUUGAAAGUAAAUGAAAAUAAACCAAACAAUGCUAUAUUCUUAACUCUGUAAUUACAAGUGUAUUACUGAAAAUGUGCCUCCAAAAUUCAUGUCAGUGUAUUGUAUAAUGGGAUUCUGUCACUUUGAGGUCAUAAGCAGAUCUGAGGCAGAGUUGUUUUGGAAAUUUUGGAGACCAAGUCUGCUGGUGAGAAGUUACUAUGUGAAGAACACACAAGUUAAAUGAAUCUGAGUGUUAUACAGACUGUCUGACAUAUAAAUAAUGGAAGAUAUAAACUUGCAUAUUUUGGAG
Molecule: messenger RNA, 4610 nt
Organism: Amblyraja radiata (thorny skate)
Lineage: Eukaryota; Metazoa; Chordata; Chondrichthyes; Rajiformes; Rajidae
Gene: hacd1
Product: 3-hydroxyacyl-CoA dehydratase 1
Exons: 7
Coding region: 82-804 (240 amino acids)
Biological process (GO): fatty acid elongation; dephosphorylation; sphingolipid biosynthetic process
Cellular component (GO): endoplasmic reticulum membrane
Molecular function (GO): 3-hydroxyacyl-CoA dehydratase activity
Source: RefSeq, a predicted model, not a curated record